GUUCCCAGGUAAUGAAUGACUAUAUGGCUUCGGCUUCGAAUCUCUUCUCUAUUGACUGAAUUACGCUAGCGCUUGUGUUUCUGCUGUUCAGCGACUGAACGAGCUAAGACGCCAUCCCCUGCCUUUUGACGCUGGAGGUGACGCUCUCCAUUAGUGUGGCUGCUGAUGGUAAUUGAUUGUUGGGCUCGCAUGAUGGACUACGAUUGGGCGAUUGACGCGGGAUAUGUCCCUGAGACCAUUAUUAGAUUUGGCACCAGACGGAUACAGCAGGCACAAGAGGCAGCAAUCGCGAAGAGGACACUAACAGAGGCGAUGAGUCAGAAACUAGAAUAUGUUGCAAAAUUGCGCUCCCAGCCCAUCGCGAUACAGACAACCACUGCCAAUGAGCAGCAGUACGAAAUCGGCACAGGCGUGUUUGAGGCAUUCCUCGGCCCUCGCAUGAAGUAUUCAUGCUCGCUGUUCCAAACGGGACAAGAAACGAUUGCGGAAGCGGAGACGGCGAUGUUACAGACAUACGCAUCAAGGGCGGAAUUUAAAAACGGCAUGAGUAUCCUUGACCUCGGAUGUGGUUGGGGAUCAGCAACGCUGUUUUUCGCAGAACAGUAUCCAGCAUCUAGAGUGACUGGGCUAUCCAAUUCAAGGACCCAAAAAGACAAGAUAGUUGCCGAAGCGGCAAAACGAAACCUGACAAAUGUUGAAAUCAUCACGGGAGACAUCGCAGAAUACAAUUUCGAACCUGAGCAAUUCGAUCGCGUGGUUUCCGUCGAGCUAUUUGAACACAUGAAAAACUACGAACUGUUAAUGGCCAAAGUUGCUACCUCCCUCAAACCGGGUGGCAAGCUUUUCGUCCAGAUCUUUUGCCACAACAGCACACCAUACGACUUCGAUGAGGGUUGGAUGUCCAGAUAUUUCUUCGCCGGCGGUACCAUGCCCUCUGCGGACUUGCUGCUGUAUUUCCAACGUGACCUACAGAUACAAAAGCAGUGGUGGGUGAAUGGAUCAAAUUACGCAAGAACUUUACAGUGUUGGCUUUCGGCGCUCAGGAACAACAAGCAACAGGUAUGGCCGCAUCUUGUGGAAACGUACGGAGAGAGCAAUGCCUCGUCUUGGUAUAAUCGGUGGCUUGCGUAUCACGCAGCGGGGUCCGAACUUUUCGGGUUUGGCGGCGGCGACGUCUCAGGCACCUGUCACUACCUGUUCGGCAAGCCCGAGUGAUGAUGAAGUCUUGGGACAUAUAUAGUGUAUAUAGUUCAAAUCGUGUACUUGAACCGCAAGCCAGGCAGCGCGGCACAACAAUCUAUAGCGGUAUUCCUUCCGCAAGC
Molecule: messenger RNA, 1322 nt
Organism: Purpureocillium takamizusanense
Lineage: Eukaryota; Fungi; Ascomycota; Sordariomycetes; Hypocreales; Ophiocordycipitaceae
Product: putative secondary metabolism biosynthetic enzyme
Exons: 5
Coding region: 166-1215 (349 amino acids)
Source: RefSeq, a predicted model, not a curated record